This is a messenger RNA of Lasiosphaeria miniovina, 1029 nucleotides long. RefSeq lists its product as uncharacterized. Lineage: Eukaryota; Fungi; Ascomycota; Sordariomycetes; Sordariales; Lasiosphaeriaceae. The transcript is spliced from 4 exons. The record is from RefSeq and is a predicted model, not a curated record. The coding region runs from base 1 to 1029 and encodes 342 amino acids.
AUGCAGUGGAAGGCCCUCGCCGCCGCGGCGCUCCUCGCCGGGCGCGUGCUAGCGCAGUACGAGAUGAUGCGCUUCAGCUGUUCGCAGCUGGUCCUCGACCGCGUCGACCCGCUGGUCAACCCAGGCCUGGUCCCAUCGCCGCACCUGCACCAGAUCGUCGGGGGCAACUCGUUCAACGCGUCCAUGGACCCGGCGACGCACGACCUGGCGGCGGCCUCGUCGUGCACCAGCUGCACGUUCGCCGAAGACUUCUCCAACUACUGGACGGCCGUGCUCUACUUCGGCGCGCGCAACGGCACCUUCCGCCGCGUACCGCAGGCCGUCAGCCAGGGCCUGCGCGCCGUCGGCGGCAUCACCGUCUACUACAUCCCGCCCUACGACGGCGUGUCCAACGUCACCGCCUUCAAGCCCGGCUUCCGCAUGCUGGCCGGCGACGCCGCCCUGCGCGCGCCCGCCGCCCGCCCCGACCCAAAGGUCUGCCACCGCUGCCUACCCGCCACGGGCGACAACUCCAAUGUCGAGUGCUCGGCGCCUGACUCCGCGAGCCUGCCGACGCGUGUCUGCCCGGGUGGCAUUAGGUCGGUCAUCACGUUCCCGACCUGCUGGGACGGCAGGAAUGUCGAUAGCCCCGACCACCAGAGCCACGUGGCUUAUCCGGCCUCUGGCACCUUCGACAACGGCGGCCCGUGCCCGGCGACGCACCCCGUGGCUAUUCCGCAGGUCAUGUAUGAGGUGGUGUGGGACACGCGGCCGUUCAACGACAAAGACCUCUGGCCCGAGGACGGCUCGCAGCCGUUUGUGUGGAGCACCGGCGACCACAACGGCUACUCGCAGCACGGCGACUACGUGUUCGGGUGGAAGGGCGACUCGCUGCAGCGCGCCCUCAACGCCCGCUGCACCGGCGCCGUCUGCACCGAGCUCAAGACGCAGUCCUCCGAGGAGGCUAUGAAAUGCACCAAGGCGCCCGCCUUUCGAGAGCCCGUUGACGGCUGGCUGACGAGCAUCCCCGGCGUUGCCAUGUUUGACUGA